AGCAACUAUCCGCAGCAAACUACUGCAACUGAGCGUCGACAGCGUCGCGAGGACUACUAUUGAUCGUCAACAACGUCUGGAAGAGAGUAGGACUGCGACACAGUGGCUGCUAAAGUUACCGAAAAAAAGUUUUUGGACACUAAGCUACUCUUUCACCCAGUUUCGUCUUUUCCUCCUAACGUCUCGGGGACAGAGUGGGAGGAAGGAAGGAUGGGAAUAAGUCAAAUUUGAAGCGAGGGAGUUGUCAUGUUUGAAAGCGCUGAGGGCUGAGGGAAGGGAGGAACUUCUGCUGUGUGUGUCCCAAAAAGACGACUGUCUCAUGUCCAAGGAGACCGUGCUUCCUCCGGAUGGGCCGGCAGGGCCAGAGAAGGGCCCUCAGCAAGAGACAAGUCCCCUGCUGCGAGCUACACAAGAUGCUUGUGACAGUGAAUCGUCAGCAAGAACCCCAUCUCCCAGGAAACCAGCCACUGAAGGACAAAGUCAUGUGACCGAGGAGAAGCCUAAUUAUUGCGAGCCUGUAAGAACUCAACCCCAGCCUCAGCCAGUUCCCUCAGAGUCUGCUGAGGGAGAUGCUGGCAAGGACCAAAAUGGCUUUCACCACAACAGCAUUGGCACGCCCGCGCUGAGUAACGGCAACGGCAUCCACCCUGGCAUCGGCGGGGCCAGGGCCACGCGCACAUGCUCCUGCGGUGCCAGCAUCAGCUCAGGCGCCGCGGGUGGGUCAGGCUCUGGAACAAGAGCAGCAGCCACCACAACAGAGCAGCCCAGGAAGCAGCCGUCCACGCCUGUGUCAGAGAGGGUGCAGAGGAAACUGAGGUCCAGCUUGUCAGUCAAUAGUGACAGCAGCCGACGCAGCAAAGGCAGUUCCACAGGGUCACAGAAACCUCCCUUACCAGAGGACUGCUGCGUCCACUGCAUCUUGGCGUGCCUGUUCUGCGAGUUCCUGACACUCUGCAACAUGGUGGUGACGCAGGCCUCGUGCGGCGCGUGCACAUCAGAGGCUUGCUGCUGCUGCUGCUGCACCGACGACCUGGGCGACGACUGCAACUGCCCCUGUGACAUGGACUGUGGCAUCAUGGAUGCCUGCUGUGAGUCCUCAGAUUGCCUGGAAAUCUGUAUGGAGUGCUGCGGCAUCUGCUUCCCCACAUAGGGACACCUGCACCGGUGUAGACCAGUGUGUCUCUGUGGGGGAUAACUGGACCCUGGAUGGAAGAAUGGAAGGAAACUGCUGCUGCUGUCACUUUGAAUUCAGCAGCAGGCAGAGGUUGUGUGUGUGUGUGUGUGUGUGAUUGUUGACAUAUGUGUUUGUGAAUGUGCUUCGUGUGUGUGCAGUAUGGUGUGGCUGAGUAAAGCAUGCUUUGAAAGAUGUAUUUUGACACUGGGCUUCCAGCUCAGCAGGGGCUUGGAGUAACUCCAGAUAUAUGAACAUGUCAGUUAAAUCUUCAGUUUAUAGUAAUUUUUUCUGUUACAUAUUCUAUCCUUUGCGUAAAAAGUAUUAUCACAGACUGCCUUAAAGAUUUUAUUGUUACAUCAGGAAUGCUGUCUAAUUGUAUCGUAUCUUUCUAGUCAUUUUGAUGACCGACGUGUCACUUACACCAAACAAAAUGAUUUAUUUACUCUGAUUUAAUUUUGUGUUGUUUUUUUUCAAUGCUCAAAAACUGAGGUUGCGGUCUUCGUACUGUACAACACUGUAAAAGGUUUAUGUGACAUUCCAUACAUUCUUAGCUGCAUACUGUAGUUUCGCAUCUUUCAUUUACAGUUAUUUACUGUAGCACUGUAGAACAGUUAAAACUGGUGAAAUAUCAAAGGUGAAUCAGGAUAUCGGAAAUGCUACUUUCAAAAACCAAAAGUAAAGAACGUGCCUGUUUUAGGAUGUUUUUACUUUUAUAAGCAUUUCUUUUGAUUGAAGUGACUUGUUCUUAUCGAAAAAUCUGCACAAAAUUUGCUGAUAAGCAAACACGUAAAUGCUAAAUCAUGCUGAAAAGUUCAUGAAAAAAGGGUUUUACAAAAAUUGUCAUCUCUCCUGAUUUGGCAGGUUUCAAAGCCUUGGGUUUACUGGAAAUGCAGUGCAGAUACUCACAUUUUUAAUGAAAUAAAAGAAAAAGGUUCUGACCAACUCAUUGCAACAUACUGUAAAUAUAAACAAUGGGCCUCAUGCAGAAAUACACUCUUACAUAUCUCUUCUAAUUUCUCUUAAUUUCUAUCAAGAGAAAAAGAUUUGAAAUGCAAUGGACAUUCUUAACUGUUAAAAUCUGCUCUCACCCAGGUAUGCUGAAUGAUGAAUUUGUCUUGAGCAUUCCGUGAAAAAACUGUAAGAUGGAAAACCUGUAUUGGUUUACCUCACCUUAGUGAAAUACUGUUAAAUAAAAGUAAACACAAAUUAAACAUCACUUUCCAUAGUGUCACUUCUGCCAUCAAGGGGAAAUCAAAAACCCAACAAUUGCAAAGCAUUCAAGAUGCUGUAAAUGCCAUGUCAACGUAAGGCCAAAGCAUCCAAGAGCAGUAUGUAAGCCUUUUAGAAGCUGAACGUGUUCCCUCUAUUAAUUUGUAGGUUUUUGCAGGUCCGUCAACACAGGGCAGGUGAAGGUCUCCUGCCCUGAAUGAGUUUUUUCUUUUCCUCAGCAGCAGUUUGUGACUUGCGAUGUGAAUAUAUGAUCUGUCAAUCUGUUUAAAAAUGAUCAGAUCAGCUGCUGCGAGUAAAUGCAGACUUUUAUACCCGGCAGACUGAAUAGUGAAGUUUCACUAUAAAUGUGUCCUGACAUUCUGCUGCUCCAUUUGUGCCCAAAGUAUGCUCUGUGCUCCGAGAGUGUGGGGCAUUGAAUAACUGAAGGGUAUAUAUUCCAAAAGGGCUCUCCAUGAAGGGUCCAGCUCUAAAAAUAGAGUCUAGUUGUGGCAGCAGAUGUUUUUAUCAUGGUAGGCUAACACAAAUAAAUGAAUGUUUGGGAAACCCAGAGACGGUGAAAAUUAGAUUUUUUUUCUGUAUCGUGGGAGGAGUGCUCAUAACUACUCAUAGGAUUUUUUCAUACAUAAGAAAAAAAGAAAAAAUAGAGAAAUCCAAGAAAAACUACGACAUACAUUGCUUCCUGCAUGAGCCCCAUUGUGUACAGCUCUUUUAUUUCUGUGAGAGUCCUCUCAUGUUAGCCAUCAACGAUUAGGCUUUGUCAGCUACAUGUGAUACAAGUCUUUUCUGUGAUGCUUUUUUACAUACAUACUGUGUAAGUGUGACUUGUUGAACUGCACUCUGUUCACGACGGGUGCGAUGCGGAAUUAAAAAAUGGCGACCCUGGUUGCCAUUUAAGCGGCUUUCGGGUUUCAAGCCCAGCGACUCACAAUACAAAAAAGGAAUCAUGAACUGUCAUGUUGAAAUAGUAAACUAAUGCAGGGUAAAGGCAGUUUUCCUCUCCUUUUUUUCCCUCUGUCCCUUAAUUCUGUGUAUCUGGAGAUGAGUUUGUGGUGAAUCACCAGCGGAGUCAUUUUCUUGUCUCAGAGAUUUGCUUUGAUGUUGUUUAAGUGAUGAUACUUAAUGCUGGCCUUCAUUAGCACUGCUUGCUAACCGGCUACAAAAAAAAUGUCCCUUCCUAACGCCAACAAAGAUAAUGUGCUGUCAUGUGCGGCUCAUCUUAAUGGUGCACUGCUAUUGUGUAUGCGGAGGUUGGAUAGGCACCUCUGCAGCAGAUAAUGUGCAGAACGUAAACCUCAUUUUCAUUUUUAUGAUUAACUCACGCCAAGAGUGUCAAGAAAAUACUUUAGAUAAUGUGAAAAAUUCAUUUAACAAAAAAUGUAUACAUGUAGCUACAGUAGUUGUCCUCUUAUACUAUACUGUUUUAUGUUUUAUUUUCUCUGUGCCUUACACUUGAUCCUUCUUAUUUUCAUCUCGAAGCAUCAUUGCUCAACAUUUCUUAGUUUUGUACAUGAUCUUCAGUCUCAAAGAGAACAGUUUUGUUUGUUGUUUUUUUUUUAAAUAAAACAUUUCCAAAAAAUG
Plectropomus leopardus (leopard coralgrouper) is the source of this 3982-nucleotide messenger RNA. It is a transcript of the gene mdfic, whose product is annotated as MyoD family inhibitor domain containing. The record is from RefSeq and is a predicted model, not a curated record. NCBI's taxonomy places the organism in Eukaryota, Metazoa, Chordata, Actinopteri, Perciformes, Serranidae.